AUGACCUACCUUGUGCAACAAGCUAUAUCUCCUCUCUUCUUCCAACUUUUCCUAUGUCGAGCCUCCUCGUGGGUCACCCUAGUGAGCCUAGAGCCUCCUCGUGGUCGCCCUGGUGAGGCUACAGCCAGAGUUUUGCACUUGCUCGACGCGAGUGGGUCACACUUCUUGCUCGAGCUUCGCAAUGAGGAUGCAAUUGUCCUCUUGACAAUCUCUUUUUCCUAUGUCAAGCCUCCUCGUUGUCGCCCUGGUGAGGCUGCAGCUAGAGUUUUGCACUUUUGCGGCAUGUGGGUCACACAUCUCCUUGCUCGAGAUUCGCAAUAA
This is a messenger RNA of Vicia faba (fava bean), 321 nucleotides long. The record is from the annotation of a GenBank genome assembly. Lineage: Eukaryota; Viridiplantae; Streptophyta; Magnoliopsida; Fabales; Fabaceae.